AUGAGAGACACGCGAUCCUCGAAACUCGCAGCGGCAGACACUCCGAAAGAAACUUCUACCUCCAGGUCAAAAUAUGCCUUGUCUUCAAAAUCGGGACAGCCUUCUAAACUCUUUAUUCUACCGCGAUCCGCGACAGCAGACGCCCGAAUUGUCUCCCUCCCACACCCUCAGAAUGGACGGCCAUCGAGAUACCUAGCCUGCCCGGAGACAGGCCUCUACGAAUUCACAAAAGUCGCUGUGCCCAAGAAGGCGCCACGCAGCUGGCUGAUUGCAUCUUCUAGCAGCGAAAAGGAGAAGCAUGGCAUCAUUCAGAGCGCAGAGGCGGCCUCCAGCGCGGAUUUGUUCGUCGCGACGGCAGUCGACCCCUUGUUCCUGUUACUGCCUGCUUUGAUGGAUGCCAAGGCAACAAAACCCUCAACAGACCAGAAGCGCUUAUUUCUCUCAAUCGAAGACUACCUUCAUAAACUGCCGGAAGAUUUGUCGAAUCUAUCUGAGGUAGCGCAAUGGCCCAAGACGAAGGCGCUCCUAGAAUCGAGACUAGCCGCGGUAUGCGACAGCGUCGACGCCGGUGACGAGACCAUGUUCCGGGUCAACGAGGAGAAACUCUUUUCGGUCAUACUUUCUAAAGCUACCCGUUUUGCUUCUGGGGGGCUUCCUAUCAGCGUCGAGGAGAAGUUUGUGCAAAAAGCUCUCGAGGCGCCUAUCCUGCUGCGCAGCGCAAGCAACCUCGCUGGAUCCGCUGCCGCUGUCGCAACGGCUCUCGAAGAUGCGGAAUCCGGCACGUCGACGCCAAAGACGGAGUCAGCCGAGUCUCAAUUCAGUACUGCGACCGAGGGGUCGACUUUUAGCGCAAUAUCGCAGCCGUCCACGGCAGCGUCCUCCUUUUCCGAGGAAGAUGUCGCCGUCACGACCGCCAUGACAGCAUCGACCGAAGUGAUUCAGCUCCAGCGUCUCCGAGUCGCAUUUGAUUUUAUUUGUGCCAGUUGCAUCCCACAGGUUAUCGGCGAUCGAUUGAAAGCGUCUCUAGCUGAUAAGACUACUUGCAAGGUAGACUUUGAGCCGCUCUACACAUAUGUCACGGAUCUCGACAAGCUGCGCAAGGAGGCAAUGGCAACGCGACCCACUACUGACUUUUCAAAAAAGCGGAUGCGUGACGAGGAAGAGGACGAAGCGCGGCUAGAAAAGAAGAGAAAGGCGGAGGAAGACAAGAAACGCAAGGCAAAUGAAAGCCGAGGCGUCAGGGACUUGAAAAAAGUGAACACGACGGGCAUGAAAAAACUAAGCGCUUUUUUCACGAAGAAGUAA
This is a messenger RNA of Cordyceps fumosorosea ARSEF 2679, 1305 nucleotides long. RefSeq names its product Ribonuclease H2, subunit B. NCBI's taxonomy places the organism in Eukaryota, Fungi, Ascomycota, Sordariomycetes, Hypocreales, Cordycipitaceae. Gene Ontology annotation, cellular component: nucleoplasm; ribonuclease H2 complex. Bases 1 to 1305 code for a protein of 434 amino acids. The record is from RefSeq and is a predicted model, not a curated record. The transcript has a single exon. Gene Ontology annotation, biological process: ribonucleotide metabolic process; RNA catabolic process.